UGGCCGCAGCACCCCAGCAACGUGAAAUGACUGGCAGGAACCGUGACUGGCGACGGGGCUGGGCCCGCCGACUGACUCGGUCUGCUGAUUGGCCAAUGGCAUCCAGCUGAGUCCCGCCGCAGCCAGUCGACCGGUGCUCGGGGCUCCACUGGUAUGGUUCCGGUAUGGUCAUGGCUGACCGGAACUCUUCUACACGCCGUUGUAUGGUGGUCUCGUACCGUUCCCUCCGCAUUGCGGAUCCCCCCCUCCGAUCGCCUCAGAUCGUCUUUUGCGCUCUUCUGCUACUGCGCUUUCUUCCUCUUCUUCUUUCCCUUUCCUCUCUACCUCUCUAAACGCUCGGCCUACUUUCUUGCCAAUCAGCUUCCCCCUCGCCCUCUUCUGUCCUACCGCCAUCUGGACUCUUCUUCUACUUUCAUAUCCCACCUACCUCUUCCCUCUAUACUUCUUGCCUUACACGUCCUCUCUCUCUCUCUUUGUCCAUCCUACAACGUGCUCGCCUCCUAGCUCGUGAUCUAUAUAUCAGGUGGUUGAAGCUCAUGGUGUGUUGCUCACUUAACCCUACAGUACAGUGCCUCUUGUCUAGGAUCUCGCCAACCCCUUCAUCAUGUGUCCUAUGAUCCUCAAUCGCUUGUCCGAUGGUCCCGCGAUGGUCCUCUAUCCUUCCCAGGAAAACGCCUUCGGCCAGCUCCCCUCCCAGUCCCUGCUGGAUACUCCCACCAGCUUCCAUGCCUACACGGGGACCUUCAACUCCGCGUACGCGGGCAACGGCUAUGCCCAGCCAGCCGCGAACUCCAGUGUCUCCGCCGCUCCAGUGCCCCCCAAGCCGUCUCGCAAGAGGUCGCGUGACGAGGCUGCCUCUAACGAUGUCCUCACUGUCAAUGCGCCUCCGGUGCCCCAGCCUGCUCCCGCUCCCAAGGUAGAGCCAAUCUAUGGCGAAGGCAUGGUACUGCUGAACCCGCAGACGGGCCUGGCUGUCUCCGCCGAGAGCCAAACGGGCACUUGGUAUGAAGAAAAGGCCGAGUCGCAGCAAACCGCGGCCGCCCCAAUCUCGUCACGAUCCAUUGCGCUCCAGUCAGAUGGUGCUGAAAUUAGUCGCAAGGCCCAGCGCCUGGAUACCUCCGCCCCGGGCUUGGAUGAUAUUGCUCUCGCCUCUAUGCACCAGCGCCUGAACGGCUCCGACAUGGCCGACCAGCACCGUACCGCCCCGUCUACUCCUCCGGUCGAGCCGCUCAUCGACGAUGCCACUCGCCUUCUUGGCAUCAGCUGGCAGCGCAUUGAUACCGACGACGAGAUGGCACCUGCCGUCCGCGGCUGGACCAAAUAUAUCGACAACCAAUACGCCGCCUAUCUGCACCACUCACAGAUGCUCAUGAAGAGCCGCGCGCUGAAUGCCUACCUUGUUGCCGCCACGCCAAACACCGCUUUCUCUCCGGCAUUCUACCUCUUCAACGAAGAUCUCACUCAAGGUCAGCUCGUGGCUACCUCUUGGGAAGCAUGUCUGCUCAACCUCCGCUCUACUCCUCCCGUCUUCCAAGGAGCCGCGCCCAUGGCUGCUGCUGGCCGUCCUCAAUCGGCCGCCAACCCCUUCACCUCCGUCGCCGAAUCUGGCGUGCCUCUUUUGCAGCAGGCUCUUUCUAGCCACUCGCACUCGCCCACCUGCGGCAUGGACGCGGGAGUGGGACUGAACGAAGGCGUCGAAAUGGGAAUGGAAAUUGACUCGUAAACACUCGUGUCCGAUUCAUCACUUCGCCACCAAAAAAAGUCACAGACCAUCAAACUAGCGCAGUGCCGGACCGCCGACCGUUCGAUAGUGAACGAAUCUCCUCGUGCCGUCGCCCGAUCGAUUCGCUUGUUCGCCGCAUCGUGUUUCGUACCUUCGUGCUUCUUCUGAUUCUUCAUGAUUACUGGAUUUUCUAGUCAUUUUUUACCCUGCUGUCUACGCCCGCGCCUAACCGAUGCAGUUCGGACAUUCAGGUCAAAACUCGCCCCAGGAGGGUGAGUGGGUAUGGUGUUUACUGGUUUCUUUAAUUUUUUUUUUUUCUUUUCUCUUUCUUUCUAUUUUUGGUGGGGAUUUGGGGCUCUGGCGUCGUAACCGUCUUUCGGGGAGGUUGUGCUGCAUGUUUUCUUUUCUAUUUCUAUUUCUUUAUCUGGGCUCUAUUUACCUACCCUUAAAUUUAUAUCAUGACGCAAAUGAAAGAAAAUAUCUGAAUCUGAG
Penicillium brasilianum is the source of this 2215-nucleotide messenger RNA. The record is from the annotation of a GenBank genome assembly. Lineage: Eukaryota; Fungi; Ascomycota; Eurotiomycetes; Eurotiales; Aspergillaceae.